AGUCAUCGAACUCUGGAGUAGCCGCACCAUGGAUAAUAAUGUAUGUGCCAAUCCAUCAAGCCAACGUGAGAUAAAUGAAAGCUUGCAGGCUAUUGCGCGUUAUCAAGUCAAAGGAAUGGGCCGUAAAAAAUGCAUUGAACGUUACGAUAAGACGGGAGCUGAAUAUGAAGCGCACGCGAGUGUCAUCAACUACCAAGGACCGUACGAGCUGGCUCGCACUAUGGAAGAGUUGUUUCCUGAGAACCGAGACCAGACGAAGAUUCUCGAUGCAGCGUCCGGUACUGGCCUUGCUGGAGUGGAGUUGUUUAAAGCAGGAUUUACACACCUUGAUGCUGUUGAUGCGUCGGAGGGAAUGUUGGCUCUAGCGAAAACGAAAAACAUCUAUCAGCGACUGAUCUGUGAAUACCUGGGUGAAAAUAAAUUAGAAAUCAAGGAUCGUAUCUAUGACGCUGUAACAAUGUGUGGAGGUAUAGGAGAAAACCACGUCCCUUAUUCUGCAUUCGAGGAACUCCUGUCUGUAAUAAAACCAGGUGGCGUGUUUGUGAACGUAACACGAGCGGAACACUCUGAAAAGGUUGACGAAUACCGAGACAAGGCGCUGCCUCUCUUUGAGAAACUCGCAGAGGAAGGAAAAUGGAAACUGGAAAUGAAGAGAAAAUUUCCCGACUUUAUAGCUGGAGUAGAAGGAGUUCUUUCCGUGUACAGAGUUCUGUAAAUAAACCAAUGCAGAACGAUA
Molecule: messenger RNA, 736 nt
Organism: Gigantopelta aegis
Lineage: Eukaryota; Metazoa; Mollusca; Gastropoda; Neomphalida; Peltospiridae
Product: demethylmenaquinone methyltransferase-like
Exons: 6
Coding region: 29-715 (228 amino acids)
Source: RefSeq, a predicted model, not a curated record